Rhizophagus irregularis DAOM 181602=DAOM 197198 is the source of this 1116-nucleotide messenger RNA. Lineage: Eukaryota; Fungi; Glomeromycota; Glomeromycetes; Glomerales; Glomeraceae. The record is from RefSeq and is a predicted model, not a curated record.
AAAAAAAGAUUUGCAACAAAAAUUGAAGGCAAAAGGUGGUUUUAAUAGGUUGGUUAACAUUUUAAAUAAAAAUGAAGAAAUUAUCAAAUUGAAGAAUCAAGUAUAUGAACGGAAAAAAUCACCAUCAUCAAAAUAUUUAAGUAUACAACAAUAUUUGGACCAAUUAUAUCCAACCGAGGAAAAUAAAAGAAGAGUAGAAGAGAUUGCAAUUGAUUUUUAUGAAAAUCCUAUUGAAGGCAUUGUCGGAGGGAAAUUGAAUUUACAAAAAUAUCCUAAUUUAAAGAGACUGAUAAUUGAUGGUGAAUAUUUGAAAAGCAAAUUGACUGAGUUGAAUGUGAGUGGUUGUUCUAAUUUGGAAUUAUUGCAUUGUAUAGAAAAUAAGUUGAUUUCCUUGAAAUUAAUGAAUAACAAAAACCUAAAAAAAAUAACCCUAGCUUAUAAUCAUUUAAAUGCCAUUAGUUUUUUAAAAAAUAUUCCUUAUCCUCGAAAGCUUGUUCAUUUGGAUAUUUCCAACAAUAAUAUCCAAAAUAAUGGCUUAGAGUUUUUGAAAGAUUUUGUAAACUUAGAGGUUCUAUCUUUAGGGAAUUAUAAUGAAAAUUUUUCCAAUAACUUUACAGGUUCAUUUGUAUCUUUGAAAAAAUUAACUAAAUUAAAGGAAUUACAUAUUAAAGAUUCUGGUAUUAUAGGGAUAGAUGGGUAUGUUAAUCCAGCAAAGGUGAAAAUAGGAUAAUAUGAUGCUGUUUUUCUACUCCUGUAUGUAGUAUUGGUGAUUUUUUUAUACCUUUUUUUAUAUUUUUUUUUCGAGGCGACAAUCAUGUCAUAAAGUCAUAAUGGUUGUUAGGGAGGUGCUAUAUAGAUAAUCUAGGUUAUUGUAAUAGUUUCACAUUUUAUUUUUUUAUAAAGAGCAGAAAAACGAUUAAUGAUAGCAUUCAGGAUCAAGUGAAAGUUCAAAUUAUUAACUAAAUCCUUUUUUUUAAAAGAUAGUGAGUUAAGGAAGUUGAUAAUAUUAUAGUUUGAUUUUUUUAUUUUUUAUUUAUUUUGAUAUGCUGUAUAUUUAUUUAUUAGAACUCUAUUGUCUGUUAUCAUAUAUAGCGAUAGUAACCAAUUUUCUUUUUA